AUGGUUAACGCAAUCAAGGGGCUGUUCAUCUCCUGUGAUAUACCUAUGGCGCAGUUCAUCGUUAACCUGAACGCCUCGAUGCCGCCAUCGGAGAGGUUCAUCGUGCACAUGCUUGAUCCUACCAACAUGUUUGUGCAGCCUCAUGUGGCCCACAUGAUCAGGAGCAAGAUAGGAGAGUUCAGGGAUCAGAACAGCUACGAGAAGCCGCAGUGA
Molecule: messenger RNA, 213 nt
Organism: Miscanthus lutarioriparius
Lineage: Eukaryota; Viridiplantae; Streptophyta; Magnoliopsida; Poales; Poaceae
Source: the annotation of a GenBank genome assembly